Molecule: messenger RNA, 1458 nt
Organism: Cuscuta epithymum
Lineage: Eukaryota; Viridiplantae; Streptophyta; Magnoliopsida; Solanales; Convolvulaceae
Source: the annotation of a GenBank genome assembly
CUUACACUCCCAUAUUUCCCAUGGCAAGUCGUUGCUUCUGGGCGGUGAGUCUAGUGGUCUCCUCCUCUGGUUUCUUUGCUGCCGCCGUCUCCCUCCGGGGUGUCGAGGAUUGGAAUUGGUAUCACGGCCACUCGACUUGGUAUGGGAGUCCCGAAGGCGAUGGCAGUAAUGGAGGGGCAUGCGGGUAUGGGAUAAUGGUGGAUGCGUAUCCGUUGAAGGCGAGGGUGGGAGCGGUGAGUCCGGAAGUGUUCGAUGGCGGAGAAGCUUGUGGAAAUUGCUACAAGGUCAGGUGUCUGGACCCUACCAUUUGUUCAAAUAAGUCAGUCACAAUCGUUGUCGCUGACCAAGCUCCUCCGCGUUACCGUGACGCGCCGCUUUUCGACCUAUGCGGCGCCGCUUUUGGCCGCAUGGCCGUCGCUGGUAUGGGCACUGAACUCCGUAACCGCGGUGAGAUGCCCAUCGUUUUCCGCCGGACUAAAUGCUUGUAUAGAAAGAAUAUUGCCUUUCACGUAAACGAGGGGUCUACGGCUAACUGGAUUUCCCUCUUGGUCGCGUUCGAGGGUGGAGAUGGUGAUAUUGGAUCCAUGAGUAUCCAAGAGGGUGGGUCGGAUGACUGGUUGCCGAUGAGCCAGUCCUGGGGAGCGAGCUGGAAAAUCGACGCAGGACGGGCUUUGAGAGGACCGUUUUCAGUAAAGGUAACGACGCUCUCCACGGGAGCAACCCUCAUUGCAAAAGACGUUAUUCCUUACGACUGGGCUCCUAAGGGCUUGUUUGCAACCAAUUAAAAAAAGUGAUUUUGGCUUUUUUUUAAGAAAAAAGCACUUAUUUUUCCAAACACUACCAACUUUUACUUCCUCGAUUUUCGUGUAGAAUCUACUUUUUACUUUUUCUAUUACACAAAAAGCACUUAUUUUACCAAACACUACCAACUUUUACUACUAAUCACUUUUUCCCCAAAAGUGCUUUUAUUUAAGCACAAGUAGUUGCAAACAGAGUCUAAAGCCACUUACACUGCGGACCGCAACUUCUAGCCGCGGGGCAGCCGGCCAUUGCCUUUAAUUUGGUGCAUGGUCCGGCCAGCACCACAAGCUAAGCUAUCUAGCAUGCCAACUUUCUUUUAUCAUCAAAACAAUACGAACUUAAUUAAAAGGAAUAAGAAAUUGAGCUUCUUUCUUUCGACCUUUUCCUGCCUAGCGGGCUUUUCAGUUUAACGAUUGUGAGUGUAAAGUCUAAUGAAUGUGUGUAUCUACGUGCUGGGUGGAAGCCAUUCAUGCUAGCUAGCUGUUAGCUUCAGUGGGUCUGAUCCUUCAGCCUGGCUACUUCUUGUUUGUAAUAAUAUAUUGUAAGCUCAUUUCGGAUUUAUUGGAUGUGUAAUGUUCCCUUGUUCCUGUUUCAUUAUCUACCCUUGUUAAUUAAAGUUUAUAUAUGCAUACAAACAACCCCAAACCAGCAGUGAAU